AUGCCGGGCGGGCGGGUGUGCGCCGCCUGCGGCUGCUCGGACAUCGAGGUGGACGCGGCGCGCGGCGACGCCGUGUGCACGGGCUGCGGCUCCGUGCUCGAGGACAACAUCAUCGUCUCCGAGGUGCAGUUCGUGGAGAACAGCGGCGGCGGCUCCUCCGCCGUGGGGCAGUUCGUGUCGCUGGACGGUGCAGGCAAAACACCAACUUUAGGAGGAGGAUUCCAUGCCAACCUGGGAAAGGAGUCACGAGCACAAACUCUGCAGAAUGGGAAACGGCAGAUCCACCACUUGGGAAACCAGCUCCAGCUCAAUCAGCACUGUCUGGACACAGCCUUCAAUUUCUUCAAGAUGGCUGUGAGCAAGCACCUGACCCGCGGGAGGAAGAUGACCCACGUCAUCGCCGCCUGUCUCUACCUGGUGUGCCGCACCGAGGGGACGCCUCACAUGUUGCUCGAUCUCAGUGACCUUCUGCAGGUGAAUGUCUAUGUGCUGGGAAAAACUUUCCUUCUGCUGGCCAGAGAACUCUGCAUAAAUGCUCCAGCUAUAGAUCCAUGUCUGUACAUCCCACGUUUUGCACACAUGCUGGAGUUCGGGGAUAAGAACCAUGAAGUGUCCAUGACRGCUCUGCGGCUGCUGCAGCGGAUGAAGCGGGACUGGAUGCACACGGGCCGCAGGCCCUCUGGCCUCUGCGGAGCAGCCCUGCUAGUGGCAGCAAGAAUGCAUGAUUUCCGACGCACUGUUAAGGAGGUCAUCCGAGUGGUCAAGGUUUGUGAGUCUACAUUAAGGAAAAGGUUGACGGAGUUUGAAGAUACACCAACAAGUCAGCUAACCAUAGAUGAAUUUAUGAAGAUUGACUUGGAAGAAGAAUGUGAUCCUCCUUCAUUUACAGCAGGUCAAAAAAAAUUGAAGAUACAGCAGCUUGAGAAGGCAUUAUCGAAAAAGCUGGAGGAUUUUGAAGGUGAAAUAUCGAGCUAUCAAGAUGAAAUAGAGAUUGAAUUAGAAAAUAGUAGACCAAAAGCAAAAGGAGUAUUUGCAAAUUUCACUAAAGAUGAUUCUAUAGAAGAUAAUACCUCUAGCGUAUUUGGAGAGGAGGAGGCAGAAGAUGAGGAACUGGAAGCAGCUGCUAAUCACUUAAACAAAGACUUUUAUAAUGAACUUCUUGAGAAGGAUAGGUUAAAAACAAAUGCAGAUGGGGAAUGCAGAAACGGGAAUGAAGCUCCUGUAAGGCCACCCGCUCUGGAAUCCUUGCUCGGCCCGCUCCCCACUGCAGCUAGUCUUGGCAUAACGGAGUCCAUAAAAGAGUGCAUAUCUACCAAGGAGCGGGAGCCUGGUGACAGCGCGGGCGACGGCGAGCUAGAUCUCAGCGGAAUCGACGACAGUGAAAUAGAUAGGUAUAUACUUAAUGAAACAGAAGCUCAGAUAAAAGCAGAGCUGUGGAUGAAAGAAAAUGCAGAUUAUUUGAAGGAACAAAAAGAAAAAGAAGCGAGAAUAGCAAAAGAAAAAGAACUUGGGAUUUAUAAAGAGCACAAGCCAAAGAAAUCUGCAAAGAAGCGGGAGCCGAUUCAAGCCAGCACAGCAGGAGAAGCAAUUGAAAAGAUGUUAGAACAGAAGAAAAUCUCAAGUAAAAUUAAUUAUAAUGUGCUAAGGGACCUGAACAGCAAAGGAAGCAACACACCAAAGAAAGAGGAUGACAGCACCGAUGACAGCACCAACACCAAGAGGCUGUCAAGAAGAAAAUCUAUUGCCAGUAGGAAUAUAGCCAACCCUGUAAACAGUGUGGGAAAAAGAUUAAGACCCUUGAUUUCUACACAACUGGCUAAAAAGGCUGCUACUGAAGAGGUGACCUUUCCCAAUGCGCAAGCGGAUGUCUCUGAGAAAGCAGCAGCUGUGCUAGUGGAGAGUGGCCCAGUAGCUUAUAACCCUGAUGAGGAGGUGGAAGAGGAAGAAAUAGAAGAUGAUGAUGAUCACUGCAUGAGUGCAUUGCAAUUAAUGGGAGGAAAUGAUUAUGGCUGUGAUGUGGAGGAUGAUGAUGGCUACUAGUCCCAUUGACUUCCAAAGGACGUGGACUGUGUCUUGUUCCCAGCAGAUCUUCGAGCAGUAUGAAUGGUGAAAGAAGCUGUCUAUGGUCAGCAAAUGCAGUCGAACAAUCCUUACUUUUGUAAAGUGAAUUUUAGUCCGGCAUUGACUCUGGUUAGUUUACAUUGACCCAUAACCCAGCAAUAAAGUUUGGGUUUGUACUUGAAUUUUUUUUUUUAGUUCAGCGGAUCAUGUUUGGAGGAUGGAGCUAACGGGAGGAGUGUUUCCAGAGAGCAAAAGAAGAUAGACUGUAUAUAAAGCAUGUGUGACUGGAAGCAACACAUACCUUAUUUAUGUGACUCUACUUUAGAUGUGCUAUUGAAAGACAGUGUAUAGGAAGACAGGUGAAAAAGAGAAGCCCCUCCUGUUGAUUAUCUGAUUACAUUUGGAUUCAUUUUCUUACAGWGCUACAACUGAAGAGAGAAUAUUUUCAACUUUCAUUGUAGACAUGACUUUGUUACUGUAUACAUACUUCCUUACCCAAGUCUAUUAAAAUUAAUGACAAAUUAUAUAUUUGUAGGGCAGGAUCUGUUCCUCUAAAAUGACAUAAAUACUUCUUUAUAUGAAUCAAUUUGAAGAUUUCUUUAAAGGUGUUACAACAGAAGGCAAUGGUGCCACUGGAGCUGUCUUCCACAGUGAGUCGCGUGCUGUUCCUAUGGAAAGAGGGAGAAAGUCUGGGAGAUCAAGAAGCAUACAGGGAGAGCAGAAGAUAAUUCCUUGGCCGUGUGGCUUUCCUGGGUGUCCCUGGGGACAGCUGUGUAUUGCAGGGGCUGGUGUGGCUGCAGGAGGGUGGCUCUGGCUGUCCCUAUUGACCGCUCUUGCUCGAGUGCGGGCCUGCUCCCAAGAGCUGCCUUGCUCCAAAAACAGUCAAAAGAAAGGGAAAAAAAUGGAGCUCUUUAACAAAUAAGCUAGCAUCUGCUUUGGCUGAAUUUAAUUUGAUGUAAUUUAUUUAACUUUCUGUGGGUAAAUUAAAGGUCACCRUACAACAGCCUGACUUCCAUGGCUAAAAUCCCCCGCUUUGGAUAACUGCUGUUUCUUGGGUAAUGCUAGAACUGUAGCCUUGAGAGUCCCGACUUGCCACCGGGCCGGUCCUUCCCUGUGCGGUGCUGGGGCUCCCGGCUGGAGCUGUCCCUGCCCGAUCCCCCUCUGCUCCCAUUGACCUGCCCUGCCCUUGCUGGGGCCCAGGGCUCUGCAUGCAGUCGAAAGCACCACACACGUUGGAACGAGGUCUUGCUGCCUGCAAGGGCAGGAGCUAACGUGUCUUCAUCUCCCUCCCUCGAUGCAGGAAAUCCAGAAGGCUGCGCUCUGCUGCAGACUUCCCUUCCUCCAGGGAGAAGUGGACGCUUCUCUUGCUGACAUGGCUCUGUUAAGCUCUUUUUUCCUGGACAACUCGUCCUUCCUGCUCUUUUUGGGGAUUACUCACCAGAAAAGCACUGUGCAUUGCCCCUUGACUUCUUGGAGGGUACGUAAUGGUGGCUCCUGCAGGGAGGAAUAGGGAUGGAAGGUGCAGUUGACAAGGAGGAGAAGGGAAUGGGGACCUUCCAGACCUCUUCUGACACUCUUGGGGCCAUGUCUAAGAGGGGACRUGUAAGUAGAGCAAGAGUGGGCGCUUUUUUAGGAUCAGAUUUGGUAUUAUUUGGCUGGUGAAUGUGGUCUGUGACUAGGUUGUAUUUGCUAAGUAUUUCUGAGCUCUGAAUAGGAAUGUGUCUGCAAUAGCUCUCUCAACAUCAGACCUUGAUACCAAAAAUCAUGUGGGGAGACUAAUGGGAAGUAAAGGUUUUCUGAACCAGAUUUCAGUUAUUUACUUUGUAGAUCUGCAGUGAGAAAAAGUUGAUUCCACAUAAUUCUUAGGGGAAAAGCUGGCAUUUUCACCAAACGCUGUAUUUUUUUUUUCCUGAUACUUUAUAAAUGCUGCAUGGAAAAUUAUAUUGAGCAGAUAGAUAAACCUUUCUACCUCUCUUUUAUCUACACUGCAAGUUCAAAAUCAUGGUAUAAGCAGACAAUUAGAAAAAAAAGAAAAGCGACUUUAUAUUACCAGAAUUCAUGGUGUGCAAGUCUUUGAGACAGCUGAGUAUCUGCAUUUGGUUAGGAGUAAUCUUCAAUAUUACAAAUAGCCGUGCUCUCAGGAUAGGCUCAAAGCUUGGGGCUUCUUCCAAGGUCCACAUUAUGCUCAAUGCAGGAAAUAACACGCAUAAAUAAACAUGCUUGUGACUCAUGUAGGUCGGGUGCUUCUCUCCAGUGCAUAAUGCUGGCUCUUAAGGACGCCACGAAGAUGAGUUCUUUAUUGCUGAGGGCCUCUCCUGCAGUUUUCUGCGUAGAUUUUCACUGGUUUGGUCCCCCAGCAGAAACUAAACCUCUGCCAAUGCAGUGACAUUAUGUGCGAGAGUCCCCUCAAGUACCUCCUGCUAAUAAACUUGAAUUUCAGUAGCACUUUGGGUUUCUGGGAACACUGUUUCCUGUACUGGAAGUAGAAGAUGCUUCUCUGCUGAUGACAGGGUAAAAACUUGAGGGUUUUAAGGACUCUCAUGUGAGAUUGGAAAGGGCUGUGGUGGAGUCUGCUGGGAAGGCGCGUGGAGAGCACAAGAUGAUCCGCAAUUCCGCAGCAUCUCAGUAUUGCCAGUGAAGUUAUGGGCACAGGGGCCCUCAAGGAACAGGCCAGGGGAGCAGAUGAGAAGAUUUCACCCUGAGCAUCGUAAGGAUUCUCCAACUGUAGUGGUUAUGUAUAAUUUUUAAUUUAUUGGCGACUUACUGGGAUUUUUAUAACGUUCAUUCCUUCUUGAUUUAACUAAGCUCAGGAAAUGUAAACAGAUUAGAACAUGCUAGUUUCUGCUUUUAUAGCUCGUCAUUAAAAUGUACAAAGAUUAACACCGCAUUAACUCUGUUUACUACUGUUGAUGUAUCUGGACAAUUUUGUUUUAUGUAAGUGAGCCUAAAUUCACUUGGAGUAAUUUGGACCCUGCUUCUUUCAGGAUUCUGAUUACAAUGAAGAGAGAUUAGAAGGCUUCAGCCUUUGUUGUGCUUAGAUCUUCUUCCCAGAAGCACAAAAGCUGUGUGUGAUAGGUUUUCCUGCAUAAAGCGUGUCUCGUGCUGCAAGUCACUUUGUUUGACAGGCAAAACCCUCCAGCUGUUGCAUCCAGCUUCUCUGCCAUUGCAGCCUUUUAACACUCYUCUGUUGUGGAGCUAAAAUAUGAAAGAAAU
Nothoprocta perdicaria is the source of this 5274-nucleotide messenger RNA. RefSeq names its product BRF1, RNA polymerase III transcription initiation factor subunit (gene BRF1). Gene Ontology annotation, cellular component: transcription factor TFIIIB complex; nucleus; transcription preinitiation complex. Bases 1 to 2040 code for a protein of 679 amino acids. NCBI's taxonomy places the organism in Eukaryota, Metazoa, Chordata, Aves, Tinamiformes, Tinamidae. The record is from RefSeq and is a predicted model, not a curated record. The transcript has 18 exons. Gene Ontology annotation, biological process: transcription preinitiation complex assembly; transcription by RNA polymerase III; DNA-templated transcription initiation. Gene Ontology annotation, molecular function: RNA polymerase III general transcription initiation factor activity; RNA polymerase III type 3 promoter sequence-specific DNA binding; TBP-class protein binding.